Molecule: messenger RNA, 1066 nt
Organism: Manduca sexta (tobacco hornworm)
Lineage: Eukaryota; Metazoa; Arthropoda; Insecta; Lepidoptera; Sphingidae
Product: probable cysteine--tRNA ligase, mitochondrial
Exons: 1
Coding region: 98-1033 (311 amino acids)
Biological process (GO): cysteinyl-tRNA aminoacylation
Cellular component (GO): cytoplasm
Molecular function (GO): cysteine-tRNA ligase activity; ATP binding
Source: RefSeq, a predicted model, not a curated record
CUGAUAAAAAUGACAAAUACUAGUACCUAAUAAAUAAUAAUCCAUACUUAUCACUUUGUUUUGUUAAUAAAGUGUCAUCAAUGUAUUUUAUGGAAAAAUGAACACGUUGUUCACUGUAUCUGUGAGAAGAAUUUCGCACGUCUGUACUUUGAAGCCCUACAAGGAGACAAAAUGGCUGAUGCCCUACGGGAACCCAACCGGGAUCUAUGUUUACAAUUGUGUGGCUAAUCAGAGGGUUCCGGUGAUUUUGAGCGAUCCCCACAUCGCAACAUGGUAUUCCUGCGGCCCCACCGUCUAUGAUUCGGCACAUAUUGGUCAUGCGAGUUGCUACGUAAAACUAGACAUCAUUCAAAGGAUAUUAAAAUCAUUCUUUAAUGUGAACCUGGUGACUGCAAUGGGCAUUACAGAUAUCGACGACAAAAUCAUAAAAAGGGGACUCGAGACGAAUAUUCACUUCACAAACAUCGCUAAACAAUAUGAAAGCGAGUUCUGGCUCGACAUGAACUCUUUAAACAUUGAAAAACCACUAAUAAUCACGCGCGUCUCCGAGCAAAUCGAUUGUAUCGCCAGCUUUGUGAAGAAACUCAUUGAUAGCGAAUUGGCAUACGUGUCGAAGACAGGUUCAGUAUAUUUUGAUACUAGUAAAUUUCCUUCAUAUGGAAAGUUAAGCAGAAUGCAAGACGAAGGUGAGCCAUCAGAUGAGGAAAAGAAAAAUAAAAUGGACUUUGCUGUAUGGAAAGGACACCAGCCAGGAGAACCCCACUGGGAUGUCCCCUGGGGUUCUGGAAGACCUGGCUGGCAUAUAGAAUGCUCUGCUAUGGCGAGCAAGGUAUUUGGUUCACAACUUGACUUCCACGCAGGGGGCAUUGAUCUGCGCUUCCCACAUCAUGAGAAUGAAGAGGCACAGUCCUGUGCUUAUCACAACAGUAGGCAGUGGGCCAAUUAUUGGAUACAUGUAGGCCAUUUACAAGUUAAAGGUGAUACUAAAAUGUCCAAAUCUUUGAAAACACAAUAUCCAUACCAGAAUUAUUAAAACAUACAGUGCAGAUACGUUUAGGAUGGCUUG